Messenger RNA from Calidris pugnax (ruff), 10355 nucleotides. RefSeq names its product cilia and flagella associated protein 47 (gene CFAP47). NCBI's taxonomy places the organism in Eukaryota, Metazoa, Chordata, Aves, Charadriiformes, Scolopacidae. The coding region runs from base 1 to 10299 and encodes 3432 amino acids. The record is from RefSeq and is a predicted model, not a curated record. The transcript has 67 exons. Gene Ontology annotation, molecular function: protein binding.
AUGAGGUGGCAGCCCUCCGCCUGCCCCCAUGGCCCUGCCUACCGGGGCCCCCCGCACCCGCCGAGGCGGCGGUGUGUGCGGCGCCCUGCGUCCGUUGCUAAGCGACCGUUUCCACGCCGCCCGGGUAAGGCGGCCGUGGCGGCCGUCAUGGAGGGUGGGUGGCGGGAGGUGGCCGGGGUGCGCAUCGCCCCGGCCGAACUCCGCUUCAGGGACGCGGUGCCGGGGCGCUGCUACCGCGCCUCGCUCAGCGUCCAGAACCGGCGGGUGGGGAGCUGUCGCCUACAGCUGCUGCCGCCGCGCCUGCCCCAGGUGAGGGGUGGCCGGGAGGGAAGCGGUGGGGAGCGUUAUGCUCCGCGGGUAGCGCACAUGGAACAACUCCAGCGUGGGGGAAUAACGGUUGUGCCUCAUGAGACCACCCUGCCCCGAGUCCCGCAAGUCCGUAUCCUCCCCUCCUGCACUUUCCCUGAGGAAUGGGUACACAGCCCGCUCACCUGGGGCUUGCCAGGCCCUCCCGUGAGGUGCAGAGCGUUGCAUCUCGAGGCUCUGCUUUUAUUUUCGGCAGUUUUGCAGGUGGGACGUCUGCCCACAGGUUUGCCCGGCUUGGUGGGUCCUGUGGAAGAGGCUGCUUGGGCAGGUUUUAAAUUGAUUGUGGAAAAUCCAGAAAAGCCUGUUGCGUCUGGACUUCAAGUUACAGCUUUUGUGGAGUAUUAUCCUGAGAGUGCAAAAGAUGUCCAAGAUAGACUGCUUCUUUUAAUAGAAGAUGACAUAGUUGAUAUCCCCCUGCUUGGAUUAACUCCGUGCUGUUAUCUGGAAAUUCAGUCAGAGAUUAAUUUUGGUGCAGUGAUUGCAAACAGUAAAAUAAUUAGUAAAGAGAUUAGUAUUACUAACCAUGGAUCAUCUUCAGGUACAUUUAAAAUAUCAUAUGAUGGAGUUGUCCUGCUUAACGUAGAACCUACCAGUGGAGCAGUAAAGCCAAAGUCUACGAAGACAGUUAAAGUGGAUAUAUGCACAGAUGUACCCAGAAUCAUCAAAGAAGUGAUAAAAGUGGAGUUGGAAGGUCGCGGCCACACUGAAGUAUGGAUCAAAGCUGUUGUAGUUGAGCAAGUUCUUAAAGUCCUAGGAAUAUCCUGUGGAAGUGUAUUGGAAUGCAUUCACUUUGGACCAGUUUACUUUGGAUCUUCAAAGACUGAAGAAAUAUUUUUAUACAAUGAAAGUCCUGAGUGUAUGGACUGGGUAGCAGUACUGGAAGACAAUGCCAUUGGAGGAGAGAUGGGAACAGACCUUCAGAGGACUGCAGAUGCUGCUUUACAAGACUUAAGUUUCAAAAAUAUAAUAAAAGAUGUAGAUGUUUCCACCUUGAUCCUGUGCAUUCCCAAUCAAGGAACCUUGCUACCUUAUGAGAAAUCUUUGGUAACAUUGUGCUUUAGUCCAAAAAAGCUUAAAAGGGACUUUGGAGUGAAUGAGUCAUCACAGAAAGAAGAUUUUGUACUGUUUUUGAGAUUUGAACCAGUUGGGAAUAAAGAUGGCUAUCUGCAGGCCCUCAGUGGUGGUGCCACAGCAAUUGCACUGAAUCAUUGUCAUCACACGGAGUUAGCUUUGACAGGUUCUGGACUUCCUGUCAUGAUAACUUUUAAUCCAGGACCAGUUAUUAAGUUUAUGGACUGUUUUCUUGGUGAAAAAACACAAGUUCUAUGCACACUUAAAAAUGAAUCCGAGUCCCUUCCAGUAACAUUCAGCUUCCGCAGGACUGCUAACUUCAAUAUUUCUCCUGAAAAAGGAAUGAUUAAAAAGAAAUCUGCAAAGGACGUUAUAUUUUCAUUUUCUCCACAUCAAAUAGGAAAACUUAAAGUGAAGCAAGUUGUUGAUAUCAUUGGUACAGCAGUAGAGAGAAAUAAUUUACAGGUUUUGAAGAAAAAAUCCUUUCACCAAAUAUAUUUGAGCUUUAUUGGUGUGUGCAAAUCUAAACGAAAAAACGUUCUAUUCAAAAUUAAUCCUGGUAUAACACCAAAGAUUUCCAAUGCAACUGGACAUUUUGUAGCUGAUGAUGCAGGACAGUGCACUGAUCCAGCACCUGUGGCAAUACUUAAAUCAACCCAAACACAAAUCCAUACUCACCGGAUUAACAGGAAUUGUGAUGGUGAUGCACUUAUCGCUUUUCCUAAUGAUCGCGCAGCCAGCAUUAGGCCUGGUGAAUGGAAUAAGAAGUACAGGACUAUUUUCACAAAGACUGAGAGAUAUAAUUAUAUAGAUCCAGAGUUUUCUUAUACUGAAUGUGAACGACUGUCAAAAGAAGCACAUAAGGAAUACUACACAGACUUCAUUUCUAACUUAAGACAGCGUCGUUUACAGAAAAAUGCUGCUAGGCAAUUCUAUAUUUAUAAUAAUUCUCUGAACAUAGGCCUUAAACCAGCUGAAGGUCUUAUGUCACCAAAGAUCUCAGUCACAGAUUUUCACAAGGAGAAACUACAGUUCAAAAUGCUUCCUCUAGAUGAGAAUUGCCUAUUAACUAGUCGAAAAUUGACAGAAAUUGGUUCUGAAUCUUCACUCAAAGAAAUUUGGAGUGGGCUGAGUGCUGUACCAUCUUCUACCCAAGAGAAGGAAGAUUGUAAUCUAACUUUAACAUCCAAGCAGCUUCAUCAGAUAGUCAUUGGUCCUUCUACUAUGGAUUUUGGUGAUGUUUGUGUGUAUUCUACAACAGCCAGAAAACUGCACAUCAUCAAUAACCUAUCAGUUCAUAUAUGGAUCCAAAUGGAGAUUGAAUCUGAUGAAUUGCAGCAGACAAGUCCAUUGUCUCUGGUGGUGCCUCCUCUUACAAAGACUCAUAUUCCAAUUGUAUUCGAGACACAUACUCUUGGAAUGUUUAAGAAAUCUUUCACUUACACAAUAAACAGCCAACACCUUGGGCACGUGCUGGUGGUUGCAAAAACAGUGCCUGUUGAACUUGAGCUGUCUACAAGGGAACUGAUUUUAAAUCCUGUUCCUGGCUACGUAGCAGAGACAGAAUUUAGAACAACUGUCAGGGUAUGCAAUCCCAGAAACUAUCCUGCUGAGUUUACUUGGAAACCUAUUAUUACAGACAGAAGAACUGCAUUCUCUAUACAGCCAGCCAAAGGCUUUGUGGAAGCCUAUAGAGAUCUGGAAUGUGAAGUUGUUUGGCGUCCAGGGUUCAACUCUCCAGAAGCAGGAGAAUUCAACUUAUGUGUGCGUAAAGGAAACACAAUUAGAUUGAAAUGUUUUGCAAAGCUUGGCAUUACUAAAGUUCAGUUUGUGGAACAAAGGAUACCCUUCAGUCAUAGUCCAAUCGAUUUACCUACUUUUAGGACAGCCAUUCUUCGAAAUACAGGAUCCAAUCACGCGUACUUCCAAGUUCUUGAUACAAACCCACUCCCUGGAAUGAUGAUCACUCCUUCUGAAGGGGUGGUACCUGUGGGAGGCCAUGCUGAUCUCAAACUUUGUUUCACUCCGACUGCAAAAAUGACUUUUGAUACAGGAGUAGAGGUAGCAGUGCGAAAUUCAGGAGUACUAGUGCUUAGGAUUGUUGGAUUUGUAGAGAUCCCUGAAAUAAACAUUGAUGUGAAACUACUUGACUUCUGUGGUGUUUAUGCUGGUUCUACAAAAUCAAUUCCCUUUCUGCUGCAGAACAAAGGACAAGCGUGUACCAGAGUGGAGUUUAAUUUUUCUAAGUAUAAUGAUUUUAAACUGCAUGCUGAUGACCAUUCAGCGGUUGACUGCUGUUCUUCAAAGCCUUAUUUGUAUUCGGUCAACUUAAAGGGAAGGUCGGCUUUGCAAUGCUUCUUGUCCUUCAUGCCAAAGGAGGUGGCAGCAUAUGACUUCACUCUUCCAGUCAAUACUCCUGGAGCUGACUGCCCGUUGACACAGCCAAUCCCUGGAUCUACAACUUCUGUUGAAUCUGUGAAGCACAUCGUUAGUCCUCAGCUGCAGGCGGUGACUGGGGCUGUUCCAUUCUGUAGAGUUAAAGCAGUUGCACUUAAAUCACCAUUGGAGUUCUCCUCAAUGGAACUUAAAUUUGCACAACAUUCAAGUAGCAUACGCGUCAAUACUGCUGAUGAAAGAAAUCUUGACCUGAAGAAUACCUCAAGGCAACUGUUGACAUGGAAGUUGAAUUGUGAUGAUGCAGUCAAAAAUACAGAAGGUGGUAUUUUUAAAUUUAGUCCGCAGGCUGGAGUUCUUGACCCAGGAGAAAAAAUCAGUAUUGCUGUAUUCUUCUGCCCUUCUUGUCCUGGGACAUACACAUCUGAGGUAUCAGUGUGUGUAAAUGAUAAUCCAUCACAUUACAAAAUAACACUGUCUGGCACUGUGAAGUCACCAAAAAUAGAUUUCGAUCCCCAAUUUUUAAUGUUGAUGCCAGUUCCUCUGUGUGUGAAAACUGAAGCAACCAUCAACAUCAUUCCAAAAGACUAUUUAAGGAAAUCACAAAUUCAAGUGGAACUUCCAGAGCUUGAACUUGAAGAUGGUGACAGGAUUUACCCUUUUUCUGUACAGUUCCCAGAAGGAAAAAAUAUUGUUAUUUCAUCAGAUGGCACAAAUAAGAAACUAAUUUGUCAUAUCAGCUUCAGAUCGUUUAGGCCAAUGUCAUUUUUAGGGAAUAUGUUCUUCAUCGAUGAAGACAAAAACAGGUUCUCAAUUCAAAUUGCUGCAACAGCAGAGAAUUGCCUUCUUACUUUAUACCCGUAUUUGGCAUCUCACCGCUCUGAUCAACAAAUUAUCUUGAGAACUGACAGUAAGGAAUGCAGUAGUGAAAUUGUUCUACAUCCACGUUAUACUCCACAAUCACUUUCCCGUAGUAUUUCCUCAAGUUCCUUUGGUGCAACCACUGAUUCAACCUAUCAAGAUUCUUUAUCAGAGUCGGAUACUACUUUUGAAAGUGAGAGUGAAGAAGAGGUCACUGAUGAAGAGAUCGCUGAUGAAGAGAUCAGUGAUGAGAGUGAAACUGACAGUCAAAGUGAUGGGAGAGAAAAUAAAUUUGAAUUGUCAUUUUUUCCUGAUGAAGAUAAAGAGGAGUACAUCUUCUUUCAGAAAACCCUAACUGCUGUUAAGAAUUGGUUCACUCUCUUUGGUUGGUCUAAGGGACAAAAUCCUAUUUCAAUACCAUAUUCACUGAGACGUGAUGUGUGUAAAGUCCAGAUGAGCUCUUCACAAGAAACAGCUUUUAAACAAAGCCUUGGCAAAGAUACUAAGACUGUUUAUGACAUGGUAUUCCAUCUGAGUGGACAUUUGUUACCAGGUAUUACAUCGAGCAAGUCAUUGCCCCUUGAUCCAGUUGAACAAAUGUUACGGCUCCACCGGCAGCACUCUACAUUGCUUGCUUUCCUUAAAAGCCAAGGAGCAUAUCUUCCUCAUGUUAUGCCAGAAUUUCUGCUUGAACCUGAUGAUUAUAAGAAAUGGAUUCAAGUGCAAACUGCUCUGAGGGGUCAAAAUGAUGAGCUGGGAAAAGCUGAUGUGAAAAACUCAGAUAUACUUAGCAACAACCACCUAUUCAUUCUGGAGAACAGAACAUUUGAGACAAUGAGCAAACGAGCUUGGACAGAUGUGCUACUGCAGAUAUACAAGGGAUGGAAAAUAAAUGAAAAAAUAUUAGCUGGGCUUCCCAGUACAAGACAGACUCCAGUGAAGGGUCCCAAAGAUAAUUUAAGAGACGUGUUUGUUCUUCCACGUGUUUCUUCACGAAACAGUACUGAUCAGUUCAGCUUGGAAAGCACACAGAAAAUGCUGAGAAUAAAAUCUGAACCUUUAUCCAGUAAUAUAUAUUCUCCAUAUGAACGAACCAUCCUCAUCUGGCUGAAUAACCAUUAUGAGAAGAAUCGAAAAUCUGUGUGGAAAGAUUGUCAAAAAGGUGGAGUACCACCAAUGAGAUGGAUAGUAAAUUUUGACCAAGAUCUUCUAGAUGGUCUGGUAUUGGCAGCACAGCUGGCGGCUUACUGUCCAUAUUUGAUUGCUACUCACUUUGUAAGGAUGUAUACUGAGCCAAGAAUUCAUGAACAGUUUCUGCACAACUGUUUGAUACUUGUGGAUGCUAUGCGUGCUGUCAAUCUGUCUAUAGACGUAAAGGCCACUGACAUCUGUGAUCCAAACCCAGUCAUGAUGCUUAUUCUGUGUGUCUACCUAUAUGAAACUCUUCCUCACUACGUCCCCAAGAAGACUAUAGAAUUUACAGGUGCUCUCCAUGCAACUGUUGUUAAACAGGUGCGUCUGAAAAACCCAAGUGUUAAAACUUUGGUGUACAAUGCUACUCUUGUAGGAAGAGAUGCUGAUGAUUUCUCACUACCUAAAGGAAACACUGUCACCAUUGCCCCUAAGAGACAAACAAGCAUAAAUGUGGAAUUCACUAGUCGUUUUCUGCACCCUGCUGAAGCAGUGUUGCUACUGAUCUCAAAGAAUGUGGGUGGAAUAGAUGGUGCCACACUGACAUUCUUUCUGAAAUCUGAAGUCAACCAUAUUGAGCCUGCUGAUACAUUAAAAUGCAAAUCGCCAUGUUAUGAGCUGAAGAAAGUUAUCCUAAAUGUUACUAAUCCUUUCAGAAAUGAUGGCAUCUUCAGGGUCAUUUUGCUGGAAUCCAGAAGCUACUUAAUGCGGCCAGAGCAAGUAUAUCAAGCCAGGCAAGUAAAGCAAGAGCAAACGUUCAGUUCUGAAAUUAGCACAUUAAAUUGUAAAAACGGUGCACUGCCUGAAGAUCCAAAUGAAGAAAACAACUUAUAUUGCUCUGACCAAUCCAGCCUCCUGCAUGAGUUCUUCAGUCCAAUGGAAAAACUAUUCUUGGAAGGGAAAGGUUCUGCAGGCUUAGAUAUUCACUUUCUUCCUUUUUAUCUGGAAAAGCGAUACUGCACUGUCAUUCUGGUUAAUGAACUGGUAAGAAUAGAAACUGACCAAUCCAGCCUCCUGCAUGAGUUCUUCAGUCCAAUGGAAAAACUAUUCUUGGAAGGGAAAGGUUCUGCAGGCUUAGAUAUUCACUUUCUUCCCUUUUAUCUGGAAAAGCGAUACUGCACUGUCAUUCUGGUUAAUGAACUGAUUGGAGAAUUCGUAUACCUGAUAGAGGGAACAGGUGAUAGACCUUUGCCUUCAGUAUUGCUUCCAAUGGAUAGUCCAAAUGUUCUGCAUGUUAGCAGUACCUUAGAAGGUGCAGUAGAGCAUGUUUUAUAUUUGAAAUGUGGUAUUUCUCAGAUUCUUGAAGAAAAUCUGAGGAUUCCAUUGAUCAAUGAGUCAAGAGAGAGGGCUCUGGCCAUUGCUGCACAACAGCAGAUGUCAACUAUUGAGUAUGAAAGAAGAAAGAUAACAGGGACUCUGCAGAGCAGUAGUGUUCGAGUUGCAACUGCAUUGUUAGGGCUGUCCAGAGUAGAGAGACAUGCACUUUUGAAACCUUGUACGUUCUCCCCAGAGCUGAAGUAUGUGGAUUACAGUGUAGAAGUGAGCAUGCAAGAAUUCUUUGAGGUUCCUGAGAAGUUCUCUAUUCCAGUGUUGGCAUCAAGCAGAGUUAAUUUGCAAGUUCCAUCAGCCAAAGACCUUUCACCUCAGAAAACAGAUAUAAGUGAUGCAGUUGAGCUUCCUAUAAAAUUCAUUCCUCAGUAUGCUGGUUGCUACCACUGUCAGAUUUUUCUGAAGUCCUCCUGCGAUGUUCGUGUCUAUGAGAUUGAAUGUGUAGUGAAUACAGACCAUGCUGAAGCCGAGCUUGAAUUUCAAACUCCAGUUUACCAGGCAGUGGUUCAGGAUAUUCCAAUAAGCAACAUGUCCAGCCAGAAUUGGCAACUUGAAGCAAUUUUGGAAGGAGAGGGUUUUUAUGGCCCUCCUCUAAUAAAUGUGGGUCUCGGUGAAACAGCUCUGUAUCCUCUGAUGUUCAAGCCUAUUGCUGAGUGCAUAACAACGGGAAGGCUUAUUCUGCGAAAUAAUACGGCUGGCACUGAAAACAUCUUUAGCCUUAAGGGAAUAGGGAAGAGACCUCUGGCACAGGACCAUAUUGUGAUAGAUUGCGAAGUGAGAAAAGUCACUCAAAAAAUGUUAUGGGUGCCCAAUUAUACUAAGAACAGGUUAACAUACAAGGUAUAUUCAGAUCUUUCAAUGGUGGGUGGUGCACCUGUUAUUACAGUAGAACCAGAUGACAAAGUCACUUACACUUUGAGUGUAUCUCCGUGGAGACGAGGACUCUUUCAAGGUGUAAUUUCAUUUGUUGCUGAAGAUGAAGACCAACAGCAGUCUCGACAUAGCAGCUCACCAGAGAAGACAGAUGGUGAACAGGCCCUUCAGAAAUUGUCAACGGAGACACCACAAACUGUUGAUGCAGCAAACGCGGGAGAAAGUUCUUCAAAUUGCAAAGUGUGGUUCUCCUUAAAGAUUAACAGCAUACCUGCAGCACCAGAAAGAAAGAUAGAUGUGAAAUGCAGAGCUCUGGAUACUAUUGAAAUUCCUAUUCCCAUCACUAAUCCUGCAGAUAACAUUCUCCAGCUGAGUGUGGUGCUGGAGAAUCCAUCACUUUAUGGAGAAAAGGCUUUCACUCUUGGGCCCAAACAAACAUUUUUAUAUCAGCUACAGUUCUGCCCAGCUGUUGUUGGCACUUCAGAUGGAAGUGUCAUAUUCCUGUCAGAUAUGGUUGGAGAGUUUUGGUAUGCACUGAAGUUGAUUGUAGAGAAACCAUUGCCCACUAGUCUACCUGAAAUAGAAUGUGAACUUGGAAAAUGGGCUCGUCUAUACAUACCUCUCUUUAAUCCUACACAUGAAACUCUGGAACUAGAAAUUGUUAACAGCAAUCCUAUCAAUUUUUCAACUGAGACUUAUCCAAAACACUCUGUGAUUGUCACUCCUCAUUCCACCACUGAAGUGCCCGUGCAAUUCUGUCCAACUGCCCUUGGAAGAGGCAAUCACAAAGCAUCAAUAACCUUCAAAUGCUCACAGCUUAAAGAGUGGAUAUUUUACCUUUCGGGGUCUGGUCUUCCUCCUCAGCUGAUGGAACCAACCAGCAUAAGUGCACGUAUUGGCCAGCGUUCUGCUGUCAUCAUAUCCUUCAAAAAUCCAACUUCUGAAAACGUGGUGGUAGAUGUCAUGCUGACAGAUCAAGAGCUGUCCAGUCGUCGUCUCAGUGCACCUGUCCCAUCCAAGUCCACCAGCAAGGAAUCUGUUUUCCAUCUUCUGUUUAAACAAAAACGAGGAAGACGAUUAGCUCCAAAAGAAAAUCUGGACAUCCCAGUGUUAUUCACGCCAGAUACAAUGAAAAUGUAUGAGGCUGUGGUGGUAAUUCAUGUAAUGAGGGAAAAUGGUGAAAACUGGCCUUAUGAGGAUUCUGCUGAACUCAAUAAAGACUUGAAAAGCAGUGUUACUAUAGCAGAGAAUGGGGGAAUUCAGGGAAUACUCUGGAUCUAUCCGGUUCAUGGAAUACCUGAAGCACCGCAGCAGCAAUUAGUUCCAGCUGUGGUACACUGUCGAGCCAGACAGAGAAUAGAAAGAAGACUAGAAGUGCUGCUGACUGGUGUAGUCCCUGGUGCGACUGCUAUGCCUGCUGCAAGAACUUCUGCCACGGGCAAUAAAAAUAAGCCAGCCAAAAUCCAAGAAGAAGUUCAAGUCACUGAUGGUUUCUCUACAACAGUGGAAUUUCUGUAUGAAUUGCAAUAUACAUCAAAUGAAAUUAAAUCUCAUCUUGGAGCUUUGGUUGGUAUGCAUCUGAUUCAAAGAAAACGAGAUACAGAAUCUGGAAUCGUAACACUGAUCUUUAAUAUAGUGUUUGCACCUAACAAACCAAUGAGGAAUGAAGCAACUCUCGUAGUACAGUGCACUACAGGAGGUGUUUGGAAGUUUCCUAUGCUGUUCAUUGCUACACAGCCAGAAGUGGAUGAUGUUAUCAACAUUGAAGCAGUUGGCCUGAAUAAGGAAUCUAUAGUUAGCUUUAAUCUUACAAGCCAGACAAGCAACCCAGAGCCAUUCACUGCACACUUCCUGGCAGGCAGCGAUCCUGAGUUUCUUGUUCUGCCACAAGCUGGAGAACUACUUCCAGCAGGCACUGUGGGAACCCAUAUAACAGUGGGAUUCAAGCCAAGGAUGUACGGCAAGAAGCAUACAGCAACACUUGUAGUUGAGACACAAUCAAUGCAGUGGAUGUAUGAAAUCAAUGGACUGCCUCCACAGACCGUACCACCUACGAGGCGAGCAAAAGUGAUUUCCACCAGCAGUUACAUAAGAUCAGCCACAGUUCGGCAGCGCAAUUUUUUACAUGAAAAUCUGAAACUUACAACCACUGGAGUAUCCUCACCAAUCAAGGGGGCACCUUUGGUCCUGAGGACAACAUCAAGAAAGUUAUGAUUGGUUAUUUUUUUGGUGACAGAAGACAUUUUUGUCAAAUAAAUUCUGCAUAUAAA